Molecule: messenger RNA, 1375 nt
Organism: Rosa chinensis
Lineage: Eukaryota; Viridiplantae; Streptophyta; Magnoliopsida; Rosales; Rosaceae
Product: metal tolerance protein 4
Exons: 9
Coding region: 145-1359 (404 amino acids)
Biological process (GO): transmembrane transport; monoatomic cation transport
Cellular component (GO): membrane
Molecular function (GO): manganese ion transmembrane transporter activity
Source: RefSeq, a predicted model, not a curated record
GUGGAAAGCAUCCGAAAGGCGAUCGAUAGCAUAGAUAAGAAGCAAGGUCAGAGGAACGAUCCGAACUUUGUGGCGGUGUCGAUCGACCUUAAUCUGUGGCCGGCUUGUAGGAUCAAAUAUUGGUAGUUCUUGACUUUUGAGUAAAUGGAGGGAGGUUUGAAAACAAAACUGUUGCAAAGUGAAGGUGAAAAGCCCAACCAAAAUGAGUUACUGCGAGACCGGAACUCAGUUACUGCUCUCAGAUGUGAUUUCUUCUCCAACUUACCUGACAAAGUCCGGUCUGGCUUUGAUCCUGAGGCCCCUUUUCAUCUAAACCUCUCUAAAACUACUGGCUUGAUAGAAGGGGAGAAGGAAUACUAUGAGAAACAAUUUGCCACCUUAAGGUCUUUUGAGGAAGUUGACUCUCUAGAGUCACCCAAUGUGAUUGAUGCUGAGCAAGAUCGAACAGAACAAGCCCAACAUGAGAGAGCAAUGAAAAUUUCUAAUUUGGCAAACACCCUUCUGCUUGCUUUAAAGAUAUAUGCUACAGUGAAGAGUGGAUCCUUAGCUAUUGCAGCUUCAACUCUAGAUUCUUUGCUAGAUAUUAUGGCUGGUGGUAUACUUUGGUUCACACACUUGUCUAUGAAAAACAUAAAUAUCUACGAGUAUCCUAUUGGAAAGUUGAGAGUGCAACCAGUAGGCAUUGUCAUAUUUGCAGCUGUCAUGGCUACUCUUGGCUUUCAAGUUCUUGUCCAGGCCUUAAAACAACUUAUCGAAGACACACCCUCCGAAAAGAUGACUUCAGAAAAGUUGAUCUGGUUGUAUGCAAUCAUGCUGAUAGCUACUGGCGUCAAACUUGUUCUUUGGUGGUACUGUAGAAGCUCGGGAAACACAAUCGUCCGUGCCUAUGCCAAGGAUCAUUACUUUGAUGUGGUCACAAAUGUGGUUGGCUUGGUUGCUGCUGUUCUUGGAGAUGAAUUCUAUUGGUGGAUAGAUCCAGUUGGUGCUAUCGUCCUCGCAUUGUAUACAAUUUCUAAUUGGUCCGGAACUGUCCUAGAAAAUGCAGUCUCUUUGGUUGGACAAUCAGCUCCUCCUGAAGUCUUGCAGAAACUCACAUAUCUCAUCCUAAGGCACCACAGUUUAAUCAGACGUGUCGACACAGUCAGGGCCUACACCUUUGGGGUUCUCUAUUUUGUUGAGGUUGACAUUGAACUGCCCGAAGAUUUGCCAUUGAAAGAAGCACAUGCAAUUGGAGAAUCAUUGCAAAUAAAGAUCGAAGAGCUCCCUGAAGUCGAGCGGGCAUUUGUUCAUCUGGAUUAUGAAUGUGAUCACAAGCCAGAGCACUCUGUUCUAAGUAGGCUCCCCAACAGCCAUCCUUGAUAGUUGAUUCAGAGUU